CUACCUAUCCCAAAAUGGCAGAAAGAAAGGCAGAAAACAGGAGCUUUCUGGACAGGAAGUGGUGAAGCUGAAGGUGUCUCACUGCUCAAACUGAUGUUCAGUCAGCAUCCGGACGACAUGAAGACUCCAGCUGUCUCUCUGCUCCUCGGUGUGUGUGUGCUGCUGCUGUCUGCACUGGCUGUUUCUGCAGUCUCUCUGCAGGUCAGUCCAAACCUCCAGCAGAUCUUCAAAAAUUACGCUUCUUCUGUGUCUCUGAGUUGUGUUGAUGAUGAAGGAGAGACAGCUGAUGGAUGGCUGGUGAAGAGGAGUGGAAGAGGAUACACUGUGGACUGCAGAGCAGAUGCUUCAGCCUUUUGGAGGAAGUUUGAUUCUUUCUGUGUUCUCGACAUGUCUGAUUCCUUUAAUGGGAUUUUCUUCUGUGAAAACUCAUCUGGACAGCAGAGCGAUGAAGUCUCCAUCAAUGUAACAGUAACAAGCUGGUUUGGUACAAUCCUGGAGAUCCCUGCACUUCCUGUGAGGGCAGGAAGUAAUGUCACUCUUCGAUGCAGACAUAAAUUCCUGAGUCGUGAAUAUAAUCACAGAUAUUCAGCUGAAUUCUACUUUAAAGGAAGUCGUGUUGUUUCUGAACAUCAAUCAGAGCUCCUCAUCACUAAUGUCCAGAAAUCUGAUGAAGGUUUCUACUCAUGUUUGGUUGAUCAACAUUGGAGAUCUCCUCAGAGCUUUUUGAGGGUCAGAGAGUCUGAUCCCAGUACAGCUCUCCCUUCUCCUCCUCCGACUGCCUCUUCCACUCCUCCUCCUCCACUUUCUCUCAGUCAUACUCAGUUCAAAUUCUUGUGUUAUCUACUGGCCUUCUGUCCAUACUGUAUCUCUGCUGGUCUGCUGAUGUACAUCUGCUGCAGCAGGAAGUUGGAAAACAAGCCAGCCAUCACCAUGGAGAUGACCCAGAACAAUGGAGGCGGUGACAAACUGGAUGAAGAGUGGGAGGUCAUCAGUGAUGAUGUCACCACCGAGCGUUAUGUCUGAGCUUUUGUUUGAAUAGUGGAUGAUCCUGAGUGUUCAUGGAUUCAUGUGUUCUUCAGGGUUGUAGAAGUGGGGCUUUCACUUGGUGUUGGAUCUUAGUGCAGUAAUGUAACACGCAUAGCGGUGUUUUGUGUAGCUUAUCAGUGUAGCCAGUUAAUUACAAACUUUACAUAACAACUUAUAAUGUAAUCUUCAUGUUCUUUGUCCAAAGCACAUGCUCUGUGUAUCUGUGUACUCGCUAAUUUAUAUUCACAGUAUUCACUCACUGUGUCUUUAGGGAUUUGCUAGCUUAGAUUGUAGCCAACUAGCUAGCAGCAUGGCCUUUUCACCUGUCCCUCCUGCACGUUCCUACUCAGGCGUAGGUCCCAAGCAGCCACGGAAACAGGGUGGCUGGGUGACGGUGAGGAGGAAGCAUAGUCCUAAACAGAAGCCCCAGGUACACCACCA
Messenger RNA from Maylandia zebra (zebra mbuna), 1467 nucleotides. RefSeq lists its product as uncharacterized. Gene Ontology annotation, biological process: immune response; cell surface receptor signaling pathway. The record is from RefSeq and is a predicted model, not a curated record. NCBI's taxonomy places the organism in Eukaryota, Metazoa, Chordata, Actinopteri, Cichliformes, Cichlidae. Gene Ontology annotation, cellular component: external side of plasma membrane. Gene Ontology annotation, molecular function: transmembrane signaling receptor activity.